Messenger RNA from Pangasianodon hypophthalmus (striped catfish), 5147 nucleotides. RefSeq names its product DDHD domain containing 1b (gene ddhd1b). The record is from RefSeq and is a predicted model, not a curated record. Lineage: Eukaryota; Metazoa; Chordata; Actinopteri; Siluriformes; Pangasiidae. The coding region runs from base 488 to 2875 and encodes 795 amino acids. Gene Ontology annotation, cellular component: cytoplasm. The transcript has 13 exons. Gene Ontology annotation, molecular function: glycerophospholipase activity; metal ion binding.
ACUAUCAUGUAGCCAUAUUCACAUUAAAAUACAUUCAUUUCUGUUAACACAAACAUAUUCACUUCAGGAUAAAUAGCCAGUAAUGUUUUCUUUAAAUGGGACGUUUCACAUCGAGUGUCGCUGCAGUUCCACCAGCCACCAGCAGGUGGCUUCAGUCCCACAUGAGAAACCCUACACCCUGCGCUCUUACUACCGGGGAGUGUGGAAUAGACGCGCAUGAAAACACACACACACACACACACACACACACACGCUGUGUAUGCGGAUGCGGAUGUGUGCAGUCAGUGUGUUGGUGUUAGAGCCGCAGGAUGAAACACAUGCCGAGUUACAGGCGCGUGCAGGUGAACAGGUAGAGUAAAGACAGCUGAAGGGUUUCAUUUAAGCGCAGUGAGAUGCGGCGGUGAUUAUUAAGUCGGUGCAUGGCUGCGGUGUGUGUGUGUGUGUGUGUGUGUAGGUGUGUGUGAAUCCAGUCGGUAAAACUGCACACAUGAGCGAUUUUACAGGCGCACCGGGGAGUCGUUUCUGCGCCUCGGACUGGGCGGUGAGUGAUGCGCGCGCGGACGUGAUGGACACACACAGGGACGUGAUGGACACACACAGGGACGUGAUGGACACACACAGGGACAUGCUGUUAGGCCUCGCUGAGGAUGCUGCCUACUCGGACCCGGACUAUCUGGACCCGAACUACACGGGAGACGGAGACGAACCGACGGCGAGGACGCGCCCGCGCCAGCGCCCGAGCACGCGCAGCCGGUCCGGAGAGGUGACGGAGCUCGAGGCGCAGGAAGUGCGCUGGUUCUACAGAGAGGACAAGAGGAACUGGAAGCCCUUUGUGGGACACGACUCUCUGAAGAUCGAGCUGGCUUACCGGACACUGUGCGCGCUCAGGGAUGCGCGUGAGGGCGUGUUUGAGCCGGAGGACAGUGUGUGUGUGUGUGAGUGUGUGUGUGAGUGUGAGUGUGUGUGUAAGGACGCGGGUGUGGACGCGGUGUGUGUGCGCGGAGGACUGUACGAGGUGGAUGUGAAGGAGAAGGAGUGUUAUCCGGUCUACUGGAACCAGCAGGAGCGUAUCCCGGUGAUGAGAGCUCAGUGGUUUACAGACGGGACGUGGCUGCCGCUGGACGAGGAGGACGGAGACCUGAUCGAACUGGAGCAUUUAGCAAAAUUUAGGGGACAUCGACUAGAAGAUUCCCUCGAAACAGAGGGAGUGAGCACAGCGCCGGAGAGCAAGGAGGUGGUGCACAGUGUGAAGUUGAGUCGCAGCCAUGUAGAUUGGCACAGUGUGGAUGAAGUUUAUCUGUACAGCGACGCCACAACAUCCAAAAUCGCUCGCACCGUCACACAGAAACUCGGCUUCUCCAAGGCCUCCAGCAGCGGGACGCGUCUCCAUCGUGGUUAUGUGGAGGAGGCGGCUCUGGAAGACACGCCCCCUGCCGCCACCCACAUUGUGUUUGUGGUGCAUGGGAUUGGUCAGAAAAUGGACCAGGGGCGGAUCAUCAGGAACACCAGCAUGAUGCGUGAUGCUGCGAGGAAAAUGGCGGAGAAACAUUUUUCAGACAGAACGACGGAGCACGUGGAGUUCCUGCCUGUGGAGUGGAGAUCGAAACUCUCUCUGGAUGGAGACACAGUGGACACGAUCACGCCGGAUAAAGUGCGAGGACUGAGAGACAUGUUGAACAGCAGCGCUAUGGACAUCAUGUACUACACCAGUCCACUGUACAGGGACGAGAUAACGCGAGGUCUGACCUCAGAGCUGAAUCGUCUCUACACGCUGUUCUGUUCCCGUAACCCCGAGUUCGAGGAGAAGGGCCGAGUGUCUAUCGUCUCACACUCGCUCGGCUGCGUCAUCACCUACGACAUCAUCACUGGCUGGGACCCCGUCCGCUUACAUCAUCAGGAAGCGCCGGUCGCCGUGGAGACGGACCCUCUGUGGCGCAGCAGCCAUGAACAGAGACUGUUGGAGGAGCUUCAGCUCACACGCAUGAGGUUAAGGGAUUUGGAGGAUCAGUUUCAGAGCCUGAAGUCCUCGAGGAAUUCUCCAGCAUUAAAAUUCAAGGUGGAGAACUUUUUCUGCAUGGGUUCUCCGCUGGCCGUGUUCUUGGCUCUGCGUGGGGUUCGUCCCAGUUCCUGCAGGACUCAGAACCACAUCCUGCCACGCUCCAUCUGUUCCAGACUCUUCAACAUCUUCCACCCCACAGACCCGGUGGCGUACAGACUGGAGCCUCUGAUCCUGAAACACUACAGUAACGUCGCUCCUGUGCAGAUUCACUGGUACAACACCAGCAGCCCCACCCCAUAUGAUGACAUGCGGCCGGUGUUUCUGACCCCUCUGAAGGAGUGUGUGUCUCAAUCAGAGGGCGAAAACACACCGAGUCCCUGUACAUCCCCCCCGCAGCAGCGCAGAAUGGGAGAGUCCAUCACCAACCUGGGGAGGGCUAGCAUCAUGGGAGCGGCGAGCAUCGGUAAAGGUAUUGGUGGAAUCCUGUUUUCCCGUUUCUCCCGAUCGAGUGGACAAGUGGGCGGAGCCGAAGAGGAGCCAAUCAACUCGGAGGUGGGGCCAUAUGAGACAGAGGGUGGGGCUAUCGGGGAGGAGGGUGGAGUCACGGAAACAGAGGACAAGAUGGAGGAGAAGACGGAGAGAGAGAAUGGCAUGUCCCAGUCCACGUCCACCGUCAUGGACAACUCUACACUCUUGGAGCUGGAUCGGCGUAUUGACUUUGAGCUGAGGGAGGGGCUGGUGGAGAGCCGCUAUUGGUCAGCGGUGACAUCACACACAGGCUAUUGGUGCUCGUACGACGUGGCUCUGUUUCUGCUGACGUUCAUGUACGGAGAGGAAACGACGCAUGGAGAAGGGGAAGACACUGCUGAGUCAUAACACACACACACACACACACACACACACACACACACACACACACACACACACAAGGCAUGUGUCGAUGUUACAUUCCCCUUCUUACGUUCAGCUACAGUUUGCUAAACUCACCAGCUAGGAUAAGUCAUCCUUUUAGCUAGUGCACAAGCUGCUACAACACUGUUUACAAUCGGAGCUGUGUUGUAGCUAAGCUAACAAUCUAGCGAGUGAUGAUGAAUAAACAAAUCUGCACGUCGGUUUAACAUUUUAUCCCAGUCUACAAUAUUAUCGCGGUCUUGUAGUUAAGAUGAAUAGCUGCUCCCACUGGCCGUGUUUCAACCAUAAACAAACGUCAACUGUGUUUCAUAUAGAAUUCAGCUUUAAACCUACACUCUCAUACACACACACACACACACACACACACACAUUAACAUGUGGCUAAUGUUUUAUCACAGUGUGAAUUAAAGCUAGAAAACGUACAUUAUUGAUCAGUCUUUCAGUAAAGUUGUGUGUAAAGUUUUCAUGUCCAAACGGAACUAAACAUUCCACCAGAUUUAUAAAAGUUUAUGAAUUUCUUCGUACUUGUGUGAAUGUGCUGAUGAAAAACACCAAUCAGCUGUUUUUUCCAAACAUGUUCAUGAUGAGGCUGAUUUCCAUUUAGCCACGCCCACAAAACACCAUAAAAGGCAAAGAGAGCUCAAAAAAGGCAAAAUGGUGACUAAACAGUGAAAGAGAGCCUCCUGAGCGUGACGUGUAUUAAAUCUUCCACUAAUGCAGCUCAGCCACUGCAGCGCAUCCGCUACCCGAGACACACACGAACCCUUUCAGCUUUUAUAGAGUGCCAUUACUUUUGUCCUCAUUGAAGCGCUAGUCGAAUUUGAAGAUGAUGAAUUGAGGCUCACAUUAGUGAAUCUACUUGUACAGAAACUUAAGCUAAUUUGUAAGACACCAUUUUACAAAAGAUUUGCGUAAAUGCUCCUGGGAACGAGUUACGAAUAAAUGAACUCAUAUACAGAGCGAGACGAUGAAGCCCAGUGUUCCACACAACACGCUCACACGAACACCUUCUGUCGAACAUCAGCGAUCAGGACACGCCCCCUGGCACCAGAUAGCUGAUGGUUUAACGUAGGUGGUGCAUGUAAAGGCACAAUAUCAUUGGCUAAGGCUAACUGCAGUGCUGCGCUGUGAUUGGUCAGUGUGUAUUAAUGGGAAUAUUAAAGCAUGUUUAUGUGUAUUUUCACCCUCGUGUUUAUUUCAUAUUCACCUUCAGAGAAACUUCACAUUCAAUUCACUCUUACAUGAAUGUUACUUAUUUGUGAUUUAUGUAAAUAAAUAUAAAUUUACGUAAAAUAAUUAGAGCUUUAUAUCUGAGUUGUUGAGCUGUAACUUGUUUCUGUAUCAGAGCUGAUCUUUUAAUGUUUACAUUCAACUCUGCUGGGAAGAAAACUGGAACCGUAGUGAAUGUUAACUGUUCAAAAUGUAAAAAAUUGCCAAAUAUAUACGUAUAUACAUGUUCUGUACCUGGUUUCAAGAGUGUUGUUGUUUGUCCUGAUGUCAUAGACACUGUUCAUUGGCUGAAAUCACUCACAUGACCACCUACACUAAAGAUGACAUCACUGGGGUGACCACACCCCCAAAAACCUGAAAUAUAACACACACACACACACAUUAAAAAGACUUGACACUGAUUUCAGCUAAUGACGUGUUUCAAUAAUUAUUUGUUAGUAUGUUUUUUUUCUUGCACACAGAAAGCCUUAUCAGAUUUCUACGUUUAAUUAGAAUUUCUGUAAGUAAACAGAUUGAUGCUGAAGUUUGUUGAAGGAAGUCACUGAUAUGUUCAGCACUCAGUACAUCACUACUGAAAAAAAACGUUCAGUUUGUUGUAUUUUGUUUGUGGUGCAGUGUUUUUUUUUUUAAACAGUUAAUAAUCUGUACAUCUUUAUACACAUUAUACUCUGUGUGUGUGUGUGUGUGUGUGUGUUCUCACACACUCAUUUCUCCUCUGCUUGCUAUCACAUUAACUCAUCUCAGUGUUAUUUUACACUUUUGUGUUUCAUAUACUUUAAAUGUUCUGUAUGUUUUGUGCAUCUAAAAACGUGCUCAUGAUUAAAUUUGUAGCAAAAAUGCAAUAAAACAAGCGAAAAUGUGCCCCGUUUAGACUGUGACAAAUUUAUCUUAAAUUCAUAUUACAAAAACACAAGGAUACUGACUAGCUAAGGUUAGCGAGAUAGAAACAUGGCUAGUUUGAUUUAUAUUAACUUCAAUUUAACAAUAAACUAUUUUUGUUUCAGCA